This is a messenger RNA of Ceutorhynchus assimilis (cabbage seed weevil), 837 nucleotides long. Lineage: Eukaryota; Metazoa; Arthropoda; Insecta; Coleoptera; Curculionidae. The record is from the annotation of a GenBank genome assembly.
AUGGAAAACAAUUUAAUCCAACAAAUUGAGGAGCAAGAAGUCCUCAGGUCAAUCUUUUGGAACCAGUGGCGGAAAACCCAAGAGGUUGAAAACACUUAUAGCAUGAAAGUCGGAAAGGACGUCGAAGUGUGGAUUACUUUGAACGACUUCUAUCCGUUGCAAAAGCCUCCCAGUUACGAGUUAUGGGCGCCGAAUUUGUCGAAAAACGACAAGGAUUUCGUCGACAGAGAAUUUGAAGCGAUAUUUGAAUCAAACAAAGGCUUUCCCAUCAUCUUCCAAUGGAUCGAAAAACUAAAGGAAAUUGUAGAAGCUAAAGACAAACUGAGGGCAAUUAAAACCAAAACGGAAAACCGAUUUUCAGUUGAGCAGAAAAAGUUAUCUGAAAACCGGAAAUCAGUUGUGGGAAAAUGGAAAACAGCACAGAAGCCAACUUCACGGAAACACUUAGAAAAAGAAAAAUGGGAAAUCACUCAUGGACCAGCUAUAAGUGACCGUAAAAGUACUUUCCAGGCACAUGUUUGUAGAGUAACCGAUAUCAGUCAGAUUAAUGAAUUCAAAGAGAAACUUCUAGAAAACAGAAAGAUCGCCCAAGCCAAGCACAACAUCGUCGCUUACAGGAUUGCGACAGACAAAAACAAUUUACUGCAAAAUAGUGAAGACGACGGAGAAGCCCACGCAGGAGGAAAGUUGCUGUACUCCUUGGAUGUACUGGGUGUGCGAAAUGUAGUCGUGGUGGUUUCACGAUGGUACGGUGGCAUUCAGUUGGGUCAGGACAGGUUCAGGCAUUACAAUAAUGCUGCACGUCAGGCUUUGGCCGAAGCCGGAAUCAUCGGGUGA